AUUAGUUAGUUUUUGUCCGUUUACUUGGAAAAAGGAAAGCGAAAGAAUAUUUGUCAGUAAAAAAUAAAUUGUUAUCUGGAAAUCGAUCUAACAGUGAAUGUUGUUGUAGGCUACGAACGUUGAAUGCGCAAAUAUAUUUCUUCUGUAUUCAAUGACUUGUUUUACAACUGGAAAGCCGCAUUCGCGUUCUACUGAUGUGCUGAUAUGAUUUGAUGGAGAUAUAGCAGCUGUAUUUGUUUACGAAUUUCCGGAAAGACGAGAAAGUUAUAAAAGCUAUUUUAUAGUAACACAAGCAGCGGCGCCGCAAAUAAUUUUAUGACCAGGAAUAAUUUGCAAUCUUUGAAAGAAGACAACCAUUGCUCUGGAGAAAAUAAGGGAAUUGCUGAGAGUGCAAAAAAGCCGUUAUCACCACAAACAAAAUACAUUCGACCACAAACAUGUUUAAGUCGAAAACCUUGACUUAUCAAAUUGCGAAAGAAUACCGCACAUGGCGAAAAUUCAGCAGUCACAACAAAGGCAGUGGGAGUAUGGCUAAAUAUCCACCACCUCAGUUCAAACUACAACGUGCGCUAAUCAUAGCGAAAUUUUCGAGAUACGAAUUCGAACAGAUGCGCUAUCCAAAACUAAAUCGAGAGCAGCUGGAAAAGAAGCUGCGGCAUCGGGGCACCGACUAUGAAAUGUUAAUGUAUCUGCAUAAUAUACACAAGGACUUUGAGCGAAAGGUGGUAAAGAGUUUUUUGGAUGUGGGCUGCGAAGUUAAGGUGGCUAAUAGAGUCGAAUUUAGAAGCUCCCUAAGCAAGGAGAUCAUGAAAUGGGCCGAUUUGAUUGUACCUGUGGGCGGCGAUGGUACCUUUUUGCUGUCGGCGGGACGUGCCAGUCCACUAUUUGCGCAGAGUCAACAGAAAACACCCAUUGUUGGCUUCAAUUCAGAUCCCCAGCGCUCCGAGGGUCGAUUAAUGUUGCCAAAGCAUUACACAGAAAAUACAGCAGAUGCGGUGGCCAAAAUAAAGAGUGGUGAUUUCCAGUGGAUGUAUCGUACACGCAUCCGCACCUCUAUACUGGGCACUAAUGGCAAAAUACCCGAGUCCACCGAUUUAUAUAGGCAUACUGUGACGAAAAUGGAACAAGAAAAGAUUGAACCGGAAUAUUUGAGCAAAGAAUGGGCAUUGCGAUAUAAGGCGAAAAUGAAGCGAGUUCUGCCCUAUUUGGCGCUUAACGAGGUAUUUAUUGGUGAACAACUUUCGGCACGUGUUUCACAUUUGCAAUUAGUGAUAAAUCAUGACGAUAUCGACAAUAAGACGAAGUGUUCAGGAUUAUGUGUGAGCACUGGAACGGGAUCGACUUCAUGGCACACGAGCAUAAAUCGUAUUACAACCCAACAAGUUGAGGAUCUGGUAGGCAUUUUGCCUAUCUCAGAGCCUGGUGAGGGUAAACCAAUACCUGCUUUUGAUGCAGAUGAAAUCGCUACUCAAUACAAUCAAAAUUUACGUUUUGCGCCAGAUGAUCCACGUUUGUGCUAUUCAAUACGCGAACAGAUUUGUGUCGGUGUUUGGCCAAUCCCAAAGGAUUUCAAGGCGCGCAGAUUUGUGAACAGCCUAUUUGUAAAGUCAAGUUGUAUCGAUGCGAAUCUGGUAAUCGAUGGCAGCAUUUCCUAUCCGUUCAACGAUGGAGCGAAGGCGUUGUUGGAAGUGCAUCCAGAAGAUGCACUACUCACUAUUUCUCUUGACUAAGCUGUAGCAUUAGCUGUUAAGUUUGCCGAUAUAUAUAUUUAAUAUGUAUAUAUAUAUAUUGUAUUUACACACAUACCUAGGUAUGAAAAUAAGCAUGACAUUUCGAUUCAUCAUCGAUUUUAUAUAAUGGAUAUACUUACAUAAAUUAAUAUUUUACACAUACAGUGGUGGCCAUAUCAUAUGCAACAAACACAGUAUUUACGAAAAAUUGUUUGUACUUUACCAUUAAACUUUACAGAAUGUUGAUUGAAAGUUAAUUUAUUUUAGUUUGAUAUGUACACUUUUAAUUUAUAUUUUUAAAUUAAACAAAAUUAAUUCAGAUAUAAAAAAAAUGUUACCUUUAUAACACAACUUAAAAAGUACGUGGACAAAACAAAUGCAACUUUUUGAAAGCUAUCGUGAAAAAUAGUGAAACAAGUAUUUUGUUGCAAACCCAUUGCAUUUUAUGACUUCGGCGCAUCGUUUCGGCAUUGACGCAAUUAAAUUAUCAAUGGUUUUCAUCGAGAUCGAUUUCCAGGCUUCUUGCAGUUUAUUAAAAAGUUCAUCGCCAUUUCUAAUGCUAGUCCAGUCUAUCCGCCUGUUAACCAGUUCCCACAAGUUCUCAAUCGGGUUGAGAUCCGGGGACUGUGGUGGCCAUUCCAUAACAUCAACUUCAUUUUCGGUAAACCAAGACUUUACAUAUUUUACCGUGUGUUUCGGAUCAUUAUCCUGUUGGAAGACCCAACGCACCGGCAUUUCCCACUCAGCAUAUGGCAGCAUUACGUCUUCCAAAAUGUUUUUGUAGCCAUAGCGGUCCAUAAUUCCAUUAAUUUUAUGUAAUGGUCCAACUCCAUUUGCAGAAAAGCAGCCCCACACCAUUAUAUUGCCUUCACCAUGCUUAACCGUUUUCUUGCAAUAACGAGGAUCAUACCGUUUAUUCACUGGUCUUCUCACAUAAGACAUUCCAUCACUACCUAUCAAGUUAAAUUUUGACUCAUCGCUGAAAAGGACUGUUUUCCAUUUGCUGAUCGGCAAAUUUAGAUGCUCCUUGGCAAAUUUCAAACGCUUUGCCUUGUUCUUCAUUGAAAUCAUAGGUUUGUGUGCAGGACGGCAACCUCGCAGUGAAGCUUUCAAAAGGUGUCUACGCACACUUCUCGUGGAUAUUUGCAAAUUUAAGUCUUUUAUUAUUUGUCUUGGAACAAUUUCAGGAUUCUUUUUUGCCAGUUGUACUAUCAGAUUGUCUGUCCUUUGGCUGGUUUUGCGUGUGCGCCCUCCUCGGUGAAUAACAGCAACCUCUUUUCUUGUAACAAACCUUUUAAUUAUUCGCGAAAUCGUACUUUUGUGUAUGCUGUAUUUUGCAGAUAUGCCUUUCUGUGUCAUUCCUGUCUGAAAAUCUCCAAUAAUUCUCUUCCGAAGUUCAAUUCCAAAUUUGUCUCUUGCCAUUAUCAAAACCGCGAAACUUUAUUUAAAUAAACACACUAAUUUAUUUGCAGGAACAGUUGAUAUUAUAUUAUAUGCAGUAUACAAGCUAUUUUGAGUGACAGAUAAACCAAAGACAACGAAUAAAGUACCGUUACAAUAGUGUUACUUAAACUAUUUUGAAAAGUUGCAUUUGUUUUUUCCAUGCUCUUUUAGGAUUGAUGUAAAAAUGGGAGUCUAUCUUCUUUAAGGGAACAAAUAAUUACUUUUCGUUUGAAAACGUAAAAUAAAAAUAUACAUUCGAAACCAAUAUAAUUUCCCAUUAAAUCAACAUUCUGUAAAUUUUAAUGAUAAAAUAUGUACACAUUUUUGCAAAUAGGAUGUUAGUUGCAUAUGAUAUGGCCACCACUGUACAUACAUACAUACAUAUACAUGCCUAAUUGGUAAUUUGUUUUGUGAUCUAGGCUUACGAUAAGUUUAACUGUAAAGUGUGCCUGCCUAGUGUGUAAUUAGAAAUUUUUGAUUGUUAUUUUUUAAAUGAGUUGAAAUACUGAGCUUUAAUAAUAAAAAAAAACUCUAAAACGUAA
Anastrepha obliqua is the source of this 3715-nucleotide messenger RNA. It is a transcript of the gene Nadk2, whose product is annotated as NAD kinase 2, mitochondrial. Lineage: Eukaryota; Metazoa; Arthropoda; Insecta; Diptera; Tephritidae. The record is from RefSeq and is a predicted model, not a curated record. Gene Ontology annotation, cellular component: mitochondrion. Bases 438 to 1730 code for a protein of 430 amino acids. Gene Ontology annotation, molecular function: NAD+ kinase activity. The transcript has 9 exons. Gene Ontology annotation, biological process: NAD+ metabolic process.